ACAGCUUCCAAGAUGGUGCUUGAAAGUACUAUGGUUUGCGUGGACAACAGUGAGUACAUGCGCAAUGGGGAUUUCUUACCGACCAGACUACAGGCGCAGCAGGAUGCUGUCAAUAUCGUGUGUCACUCAAAGACGCGCAGCAACCCUGAGAACAACGUGGGCCUUAUUACAAUGGCCAAUAACUGUGAGGUGUUGACCACUCUAACCCCCGACACGGGAAGGAUUCUGUCCAAGCUUCACGCUGUGCAACCCAGGGGAACCAUCAGUUUCUGUACAGGCAUCAGAGUAGCACACUUGGCUCUGAAACACAGACAGGGGAAGAACCAUAAAAUGAGAAUCAUCGCCUUCGUGGGCUCUCCAGUGGAGGACAAUGAGAAAGAUCUGGUGAAAAUGGCCAAACGUCUGAAGAAGGAGAAAGUCAAUGUGGACAUUAUUAACUUUGGGGAGGAGGAAAUGAACACGGAGAAAUUGACUGCGUUUGUGAACACUCUGAAUGGAAAAGAGGGCACCGGCUCCCACCUGGUGACUGUACCCCCUGGUCCCAGCCUGGCCGACGCCCUGCUCUCCUCACCCAUCCUGGAGGGGGAGGGAGGCACAAUGAUGGGCCUGGGUGCCAGUGACUUUGAGUUUGGGGUGGACCCCAGCGCAGACCCCGAACUGGCACUGGCCCUGAGGGUGUCUAUGGAGGAGCAGAGAGCGCGGCAGGAGGAGGAGGCGCGCAGGGCGGCGGUGGCCUCCGCAGCGGAGGCCGGAGUAACAACCCCGACCGUGGACGGUGAGGCAGAAUCGGACGACGCCCUGCUGAAGAUGUCCGUGGCCCAGUCGAGCGGCGGCGGCGGUGGCACCGCGGUUCUGCCCGAUUUCAGCCGCAUGACAGAAGACGAGCAGAUCGCCUACGCCCUGCAAAUGUCCAUGCAGGGAAGUGGACAGGAGUUCACUGGGGCAGAAUCUAUGGACACGGAUGCAGGAGCGGCUGUAAACACUGAGAGUGCUAAGGAUGAGGAAGAUUAUGAUGUAAUGCAGGAUCCAGAGUUCCUACAGAGCGUUCUAGAGAACCUCCCAGGCGUCGACCCAAACAACGAGGCCAUUCGGGAUGCCAUGGGCUCCUUGGCAACCAGGGGCGGAGCCAAACCACCAGCAGGGAAGAAAGAUGAGGAGAAGAAGAAAUGAACGAGGAGACGGACCGCAGCUAACAAAUAGAGUGACUGGCCGAGAUCUGAAAGAGUCACGGACAGCAAAUAAAACAUUAUACAUGCAUCCAGAACGAAGACUGUCUCUGACUAGAUUUCGGUUUGACCUCAGUCUCAUGAUCACACUUGUUAGAAAUUCAUUUUUUUGAGCGUGAUGUCGAUAAGAAGAGAGCAUAUUCUAGAAUUCUCAAGGAAAUAGUCCCGGUUCUAACAAAGCUUCUGUACACAGAGCAUUCAGAUGUAAGAUUCUAGAACCUUUUUUUCUGUGACAUCGCUCUCCUGUCCUUCCCAUUUCUAAUCUUUCACACUACCGGGGUUCUUUACUGAAAAUGGAUAACAACAAACUCAUUUUUCUGAAUAGAUAACAGUUAUUGUUUGUUUCUUUUUUUCUUUUCCAAGUUGAUUGAUUCUUUAUUCAUAGGAUUUCUUUGUUGUUUUUUUUAAAUAUAUCUCUGUAUUCACGUGUGUCUUGGUUAGUGCAUAUUGUGCAUAUUUUUUUUUUUAAUGGAGUAUUCCAAAUAUUGAAAUAUGCUGAGAAAUUUACAACAUAUGCCUGAUGUCUAAAUAAAUAUAAAUACUUUGGGUGAGAUUGGA
Chanos chanos (milkfish) is the source of this 1784-nucleotide messenger RNA. RefSeq names its product 26S proteasome non-ATPase regulatory subunit 4-like. Gene Ontology annotation, cellular component: cytosol; nucleus; proteasome regulatory particle, base subcomplex. The transcript has 10 exons. Lineage: Eukaryota; Metazoa; Chordata; Actinopteri; Gonorynchiformes; Chanidae. The coding region runs from base 13 to 1170 and encodes 385 amino acids. The record is from RefSeq and is a predicted model, not a curated record. Gene Ontology annotation, biological process: proteasome-mediated ubiquitin-dependent protein catabolic process. Gene Ontology annotation, molecular function: polyubiquitin modification-dependent protein binding.